AACCCACCACUCCUGCAAAUUGCCCAUUUCCGUAAUCUCUCUCACCCUGCAACGCCAACUCCAUCACCAAUGAACGGAGACGCAACCCAUCUCCGUUCCAGGAACCGCCAGCACAUUAAUAAACGUAACGGCUUUUCUCAUUCCAACGGCGCCGUAAAAGAAUCCAAAGACGAUCACCGCUGCCACGACCACGACAACGUAAACCUGAUGAUCAAGAAGAAGUCCGGUAUGGAAAACGGUAAGAUAAAUUGUAGUGACAAAUGUGGGUUGUUUGAGAAGGCUUAUUUCAUGAGAUGGAAAGCGGAGGAUGUGUUGGGUGUGGUGCGGUACCACCCUAUACCGUGUGUAUUCGCAGCCUGCAUGUUGUUUUUCAUGGGAGUUGAGUAUACCCUUCGCAUGAUCCCGGCGUCUUCUCCGCCGUUUGAUCUGGGCUUCGUUGUUACCCUGCCCCUUAACCGUUUGCUUGCCUCUAGGCCUGGCCUCAACAAUUUUCUUGCUGGCCUCAACACGGUGUUUGUGGGGAUGCAAACGGCGUAUAUCCUCUGGACGUGGCUGGUGGAAGGGCGGCCUAGGGCUACGAUAUCGGCGUUGUUCAUGUUCACAUGCAGAGGCGUUCUCGGAUACGUUACUCAGCUACCUGUCCCUGAGGAUUUUUUGGGUUCUGGAGUGGAUUUCCCGGUGGGGAAUGUAUCGUUUUUCCUCUUCUACUCUGGGCAUGUUGCUGCAUCGGUGAUAGCAUCUGUAGACAUGAAGAGAAUGCAGAGAUGGGAAAUGGCGUGGGCAUUUGACGCACUUAACGUACUGCAAGUGGUGAGGUUGCUGAGCACCAGGGGUCAUUACACCAUUGACUUAGUUGUAGGCGUCGGCGCCGGGAUACUGUUUGAUUCUCUGGCCGGCAAGUACUUAGAAAAGCACACUGUAGGGAUUACUGCCAGUGGUGGUUAUAGUGCUCUCUAUGCCAUGUAAAGUCAUCAUUUGGAGCUGUAAAGGAAAUUACUAGUAAUAAUCAGGAAUCAAGAAUCCUUUUUUUUUUGGGUCAA
Messenger RNA from Coffea eugenioides, 1040 nucleotides. RefSeq names its product phosphatidylcholine:diacylglycerol cholinephosphotransferase 1-like. Gene Ontology annotation, molecular function: diacylglycerol cholinephosphotransferase activity. The record is from RefSeq and is a predicted model, not a curated record. The transcript has 3 exons. The coding region runs from base 70 to 966 and encodes 298 amino acids. Lineage: Eukaryota; Viridiplantae; Streptophyta; Magnoliopsida; Gentianales; Rubiaceae.